Messenger RNA from Gavialis gangeticus (Gharial), 3030 nucleotides. Its product is annotated as toll-like receptor 13. Gene Ontology annotation, molecular function: protein binding; transmembrane signaling receptor activity. Gene Ontology annotation, cellular component: membrane. Gene Ontology annotation, biological process: toll-like receptor signaling pathway; immune response. Bases 24 to 2888 code for a protein of 954 amino acids. The record is from RefSeq and is a predicted model, not a curated record. The transcript has a single exon. Lineage: Eukaryota; Metazoa; Chordata; Crocodylia; Gavialidae.
GGGAGCACACAGGAAUUUGAGAGAUGUUUUUGCUGGGACUUCUAUCUGUCUUGCUUUUCUUCAGCCAAGAUCUUCAAGUAGCUCCGUACUCAUAUGAGAACUGCUUAGUCCAUGGAAACUUGGGGGGAAGGAUGAAAAUGCUAUGCUAUAAGAGAAACUUGUCUCAAGUUCCAGCUCAUCUUCCUAGCAACAUAAAAAGCUUAGACCUGUCUGAGAAUUGGAUUGCACGCCUAAGGCAGAAUGAUUUCAAGAACAUGAGCCUGUUGCAAAUGUUAAACGUUUCUCAGAACCAAAUAAAUGUCAUUGAAGAAGGCACAUUCAUUCACACAGGCAGCCUGGAAUUCCUGAACCUCACUUCAAACCAGCUGAGAAUUCUUUCCAGCUCUACGUUUGAUGGAUUGGUGAAUCUUACUGUCUUGCUACUCAGGAAGAACAACAUUGACAGGAUUGAGCUGUCGACUUUUGACCAUCUGAUAAAGUUAAAGGUAAUUGAUUUAACUUCAAAUAAGUUACAUUUUGUGAAAGCUUUGGAUGCUGUGUUUAAGGUGAAGUCUUUGGAAAUGCUGCAAAUUAGUGAGAACAACAUAACAAAUUUUACAACCAAAGAUAUUCUUUAUGUGCCCAUGAGGCUUCAUGAACUGGAUGUAUCCCACAAUCCGAUCUCUUUCAUUGAUGUUACAACCGAUGCUUUGCACAGUCUUGUUUCGUUGAACUUAUCCUUCUCUGGCAAACAUAACCACGUUAUAUGGCUUAUACAAGAUCCAUGUCUCCUGAAAGGGUUAAAGAAAUUAUAUUUAGGAGGAAUAUUUAUGACACCAGGAGACAUAUCAACUGUUCUCCAAAAACUGAGCUGCUCUUUGCUUGAGGAUAUCCACCUAAAUGAUUUGAACUUGACUGAUUCUGACAAUCUCAUAGAGGAGGUCUGCCUUUGGCAGCAACAUGUCAAGGCUCUGAAUUUACAAGGCAAUAGAUUCAAAAGCAUUAGAGCAACUGUCUUUGAAAACUGCACUCAGCUGAAGUACUUGGAUAUGACACACAACAAGUUACAAGUGAUACUGUCUACAUCUUUUCAGUUCCUGAAUGCUUUAGAAUUUUUGUUCCUGGCAAACAAUAAGUUCAGUGAAGUACCUAUUGUGACUUCAAAUAUAACAUCACUAAAAAGCUUGGAUCUCAGCUUUAACCAGAUUCAGAAAAUUACCCCAAGUGACUUUGCUGGUCUGAAGAAUCUGCAGUUUCUCAAUCUAACUGGAAACCAGAUCACUAAAAUCAAUUCAGAGUUAUUUCAGGAUUUGGAUAAUUUGUUGGAGUUAAAUUUGGGAAUGAACAUCCUUUUGGAAAUCUCACAGCCUUUCUCAGAUAGUUUAUGGAAGCUGGAAAAAAUAAACCUCAAAAGAAAUAAGAUGAACUCCAUCAAGAAAGGCACUUUUAGGAAUCUGACUUCCCUGCAAUUUCUCAACCUGGUGGACAACCAGAUUAGCACAAUAGAACCAGGAGCCUUUGAAGGGCUGAGCAGCCUGCUAACAUUGCUUCUUGGCAGCAACAGGAUCACCAGGAACACUUUGCAGAAGGGCAUUUUCGAAGGGGCAAGCUCAAUAGUAGAGCUUCAGCUUUUUAACAAUUACAUCUCUUAUGAGUCAGCUGGAAAACUUGACAACCCUCCCUUCAUUCUCUUGAAGUCUUUAAAGAAACUUACUCUGAACAGCCAACGUCAUCUAGGGCUUCAGAAUUUCCCAUCUAACUUCUUGCAAGGUCUGGAAUCAUUAGUGUCAAUCCAUGCUGGCAACUUGGACAUCAGCUCCUUGCACCCAGACACUUUUAGUUACACCCCUGGGCUCCAAGAACUGGAUUUGAGCAACAAUCUGAUCAGUCCUAUUAACCUGGACCUUUUCCAGCCUGUAGCAAACCUGACAGAAUUACACCUCAAUAAAGUAGGGCUUCAGUCACUCAGUUUUCUUCUUCAUGUCAACUUCUCUAAGCUGGCAGUGCUCAGAGUAGCUACAAAUGAGCUUGAUGUUAUUAAACCGAACCACAUUGCAGCUUUGCCAUUUCUUACUUUCCUGGAUCUCAGACACAAUCCUUUUACCUGCUCUUGCAACAACAAAGCAUUCCUCAAUUGGUCCCUUAAUAACUUAAAAACCCAGGUGAUCUAUUUGUAUGAGUACACUUGUGCUUUCCCACCCAGCAGUAAAGGAGACAAGCUGUGGACCUUUGAUUUCUCCUCCUGCACUGCUAAUCUCGACUUCAUCUUGUUUAUAACUAAUUCAACCCUAGUUAUUUUGCUGAUGAUUGUCUGCCUCUUUUAUCACUGGAGGUGGCAGGGGAUUUAUGCCUACCAUCUAUUACUUGCUUAUAUUUAUGACAACAGGCACAAAAGAAAAAGGCAGCAUAAGAAAUACGACUAUGAUGCGUUUGUCUCCUACAACACAGAGGACGAAAAAUGGGUGAUCAAUGACCUCCUUCCCAAGCUGGAAGAUGAGUACCACUGGAAGCUGUGUCUGCACCACCGGGACUUUGAACCAGGAAGAGCUAUCCUGGACAACAUUGUGGAUAAUAUCUAUGGGAGCAGGAAAACUAUCUGUGUCAUAACCCGCCACUAUCUUGAAAGUGAAUGGUGCUCUAAGGAGAUUCAGGUAGCCAGCUUUCGCCUCUUUGAUGAACAUGAGGAUGUCCUGGUCCUGAUUUUCCUGGAAGACAUUCCUGCUGGUUAUCUAUCACCCUACCAUAGGAUGAGAAAGCUGGUAAAGAAAAAAACAUACCUUGCAUGGCCCCAGGAGAAGGAAAAGAUUCCACUCUUUUGGCUUAAACUCCAUAUGGCCUUGAAGACAAGCGAAGGGAAAGUGGAUGAAGAUCCUAUUUUGUCUGUGAUUGUUCCAGAUGAAGACCAAUAAAGACAGUUCCCAGUAGUAAAUGUCUCUCUAUGGCAUGCCUAAUGGUCUUAUUCUGUAGUUUUUAGCUACAUCAACCUUACAAAAAGUAUUGUGAACUUUGAAUGAUCUUUACUCUAAAUAUUAAACUCUAAUUUUUAGGGUA